Messenger RNA from Exophiala spinifera, 1533 nucleotides. RefSeq lists its product as uncharacterized. Bases 1 to 1533 code for a protein of 510 amino acids. The transcript has a single exon. The record is from RefSeq and is a predicted model, not a curated record. NCBI's taxonomy places the organism in Eukaryota, Fungi, Ascomycota, Eurotiomycetes, Chaetothyriales, Herpotrichiellaceae.
AUGCGUUCCUAUCUCAACAACGCUGCUCUCCUGAUAAUCGGAGCUUCAUCCCUUGCUGUUGCCUCCCCAGUCCGAAGGCAGAGCAAUGGAACAGGGACUUAUGAGAUCAAAUGGGGCCCUUGUUCAGACGAUAGCGACAAUCCAAAUCUUGACUGCGGAACCCUCGAAGUACCCAUGGACUGGGACAAUACCGGAGGCAGCAAGAUCAAGCUUGACGUAGCCCGCCUCAGGACCAAUGGCACCAACAAACUUGGUAGCAUCUUUGUUAACCCCGGAGGUCCAGGAGGACCGGCUCGUGAUAUAUGUGCUGGCCUGUCUGAGGAACCGGGCGAGUUUAGCAACCUGCUAGAUCACUACGAUAUGGUCUGCCCCGACCCUCGCGGCGUCGGGCCCAGCACGAAGGUUGUUUGUGACGCUGAUCUCUGGGCGUCGACGCCUUCCUACUUUGUCGACGACGAAAACUCCUGGGAGCAAGUGCUAGAGUUCAACAAGGCCCUGGCCGAAUCCUGCCUUAAUCUGACCGGACCGCACAUGGGGUUCGUAGACACCGAAUCUGCCGCCAAGGACCUUGACGCACUGCGCAUCGCGGUCGGCGACGACAAGUUCAACUAUCUCGGGUUUUCCUACGGGACGCAGCUGGGCGCUCGCUACGCCGAGCUCUUUCCGGACAACAUCGGCCGUAUGGUUCUCGACGGUGGCGUCGACCCUUCUCUCUCCGAAUAUCAAAGCUACAUCCACGGUAACUGGGCCAUGAACGAUGAGCUUGAACGCUUCUUCGAGUGGUGCGACUACAACUCUUCCUGUGCGCUUCACAGCAACAGUAGCAACUCCUCCACUGCCGCCAUCUGGGAUACCUUGAUCGCUCGUGCCAACGAAAAACCGAUUCCAGCUCCUGGAUGCGCAGCCAAUGCUACCGGAGAGGCUGCGGGAACUUGCAAAACGAACGCCACGGGCUACGACAUCAUUUUCAAGCUCGAGGAUAUUUUCCAGCUAUACUCGAAUUGGCCAAGGCUUUCGGAAGCGAUGCAAGAGGCCAUUGAUGGCAACGCAACCAUUCUGUCCGUCGACUUUAACCCUCUUGCCUACGCCAACCUGGCCAUCGGGUGUCUCGACAACCCGACCGAGUCGACCACGUAUGACGAGCACGUUGCACUGCAGAACCUCGGCACGGCCAUGUUCCCACACGCCCUAGGCAGCAGCAUGCAGCUUCAGUUUGCGACCACUUGUAUCGGGUGGCCUUUCAAACCUAGAAACCCGCCUCACGUGUUCAAUUCGACCGCGGGAGAUGAUUUGACCCCGAUCCUCAUCGUCAACGCAUACCAUGAUCCCGCCACGGGUAUCUCCGAGGCCAUGGGCUUGCAUAGACAGAUCCCCAAUUCUGUCUUCCUUGCUCGGACCGGAGACGGACACACGAGUUAUUCUGCUGAUCAGGUUCUGCAUGACGCUAUAGAUGCCUGGUUGAUCAAUGGGACGAUGCCGGCUCAGAACACGGUGGUCGUUCAGGAGUUGGAUUGGGUCCCGACGUAUGAGUGA